Lolium rigidum is the source of this 856-nucleotide messenger RNA. RefSeq lists its product as uncharacterized. The coding region runs from base 1 to 699 and encodes 232 amino acids. The record is from RefSeq and is a predicted model, not a curated record. NCBI's taxonomy places the organism in Eukaryota, Viridiplantae, Streptophyta, Magnoliopsida, Poales, Poaceae. The transcript is spliced from 3 exons.
AUGGCCGUCCGAAUCCCCGACGCUGGCGGGCUCAACAAUCCCAACCUCGCAUCCGCCGGCGCCAGCAGAUCACAGCCCCGCCGGCCCUCGCAGGGACCCUAUAUCCACGCCCGGCAGCUUGAGGUAGAGCAUUCCCCCGGGAACCCCGCGCGGAUCACAGCGGCGCCGCCCGCGAGGCCGAGCCCCAGGCCACGAGGUCUCCUGCGGGGAAUGGCCGCGCCCUCCAGCUGGGAUCCGGUGGGCUCGGGAGCGAUCGCCGGUGGCCUCGGCGAGGUGGCAAAUCUCUGGUGGGAGGAGGAGGAAGCGGAGGCCGCUGCCACAUACCUCCGGAGGAAAAAUCAACUAUCCAAGAGCUCCGGCGAUUCGACCGGCGCCUACGCGGGUGUCGCAAGCUGUAAACGGCAUCGGGGCGGGGAGCAGAGCACGUUUCGCCGGGCGACCUCGGCCAAGUUCAACGGAGUUCCCGCUGACGGGCAAGCAGACUCAGCACAGUCAACUGGGAAGCUGAAUCCACAGUCUCCGCGGUGGACAAAAAGGUUCCAUGUCGGACGGGCAGCACCGGACAGGAUACCCGGCGCAUCCAGGAAGAGUGCCCUUGAAAAAUCUAUCUGUGGAUAUGCAGAAAAGUUUGGGGAUGAGGUCAUCGAUCCUUGCCUGGCAACAAUGUUCUAUUCACUCGGUGAUGCUUAUGAUUUCUAAACUUGUACUUGUGGGAGCAUGGUUUCAGAAUUAGGUGUGGAAAGAGCCACCGGAGCGUAGAGAAAUCAAAAUGAAUGCAGGAAAUUGUGUGCGGAUGCUCGGUAAGUGUCCAUCACGUGAACAUGCUGAACCGUGUAUCCCUUUUGUGCAUUGUGGU